Xenia sp. Carnegie-2017 is the source of this 3166-nucleotide messenger RNA. RefSeq lists its product as uncharacterized. The transcript has 11 exons. Gene Ontology annotation, cellular component: plasma membrane. The coding region runs from base 235 to 2550 and encodes 771 amino acids. The record is from RefSeq and is a predicted model, not a curated record. Lineage: Eukaryota; Metazoa; Cnidaria; Anthozoa; Malacalcyonacea; Xeniidae. Gene Ontology annotation, molecular function: actin binding. Gene Ontology annotation, biological process: Rho protein signal transduction; regulation of Rho protein signal transduction.
GUAAAUUGUAGGGGUUCAAACAACUAUUUCCGCUGUAAUUCUACAAAUGUUGGAAUUUCCCUUUAGUUAGUCAUUUGCUUUGAUAUAAAUGGUUUUAUAAUUGAGCAUUUCAAGUAUGCUCUGCAUUAUUCAUCCCAACCUCCGAAAGAAAUAAUCAGCUUUUGUAGCAUGAUUCUCACGAUAAAUUCUGUCUGGAGAAUGUGUAAGGUUACUUAGGAAAGCAAGAACUGAGCUAUGUCUCUUGCUAUUGUUUUAUACACUUUCCAAGGAAGAGCUGUGGAUGAGCUUUCAGUUGAAAAAAACGAGAUAUUGGACGUUGUCGAUAACAAUGAUGAAAACUGGUGGAAGGUGAGGAAUCUGUAUGGUCGAAUUGGAUUGGUGCCUGUAAAUUACUUGGCAGCCCCCCUUCCUGACCGAGAAAUUGCGAUCAUAUCUCGCGGACGAACCUUAGCUAGAUAUGAGAGCGAAGACGAAAAUGUACUAUCAGUUUACAAAGGACAACAAGUUACGAUUUUCGAUAAAAAUGAUGACUAUUGGUGGUACGUUGGAAUCAAGGGGCGAAUUGGCUACCUACCUAAGAAGAUAAUAAAAGAUUUAAAACAAUCUAACGGAAACGAUGAACAAGAACAAAAAAAGUUUUCAUUACAAGAAAUUGUGCCUUCAAAAGCUUUAUGUGACGAAGAAACUGCUGUCCUUUUCUCGUUUCAAAAACCUCUUCCAACAAAGGGGCAAUAUUUAUUUACCUUUAAAGGCGAACAUAGCGAAUUAACUGUUCUUGGUAAACUGCUCAAUACUUUCACCUUAAAGAUCAGCACGCCAAUUUAUUAUCCUGCAGAAAAAACAAAAGUGACUAUUACUUAUCAACAAUCUGGAUCCCCACAGCAGCUCAUCGCCAAGGGAAUUGAUUUCAUGUUCGAAUCUAAUACAGAUAUCGUUUGUCACAUAUUAGAAGGGGGAAGAGUUUCUUUGGAUUUUGUUCAACAGCUACUUGAAGGCAUUGACAGCAGAAAGUUUGAGGUGCCAAAAAAACAAAAAGACCUGAACAAAGACGAGGAUUUUUACGAUGACGUGCCUUUUAUAACUGAGAUCAUGGAAAAGUGUUAUGACAGAUACAUUAUCGACAAUUAUCAGUAUACUCCCAUGGCCAUGAACGUUGACGAAGAAGUAUAUGACGACUUGAAAAGUAUUGAUGACAACAGGAAGGAUAGAGGAUUAAAUGUUAACCAAAGAAUGUCAGAGGAAGAGGUUCUACUUGCUCUUCUUGCAAAGUGCGUGAAAGCAAAACGCAUAACAGAAAUACAGGCACAACAAAUAGCAAAGACAUUGUGUUUUAAGACGGGCGCUUAUCAAAGAACAGAAAAUUUUUACAAACUUUCCGCCCCUGGCAAUCAGUAUUAUUUUACAAAAGUGGAGCCAGUUUACGAAGAUAUCGAAGAUGAUAACGAACAAACCAAGUCUAGCUGCACUAAGUGGGUCAACAACGUUGAAGUCUUUAAAGACAGGUUUCUCGACGAAGAAUACAAUCUUCGAGACGACAUACAUGACAUAUUGAAAAAUUUGCCGUGGGUUUGUGAAGCUUAUGGUCUACUGGGUCCAAACGAAAACAUGCCUUAUGAACAUUUGUAUGUCACAGUUGAUAACGUAGAAAGAAAAUCAAAAGAUAUUUUGAGAAAAGAAAUUGAUGAUGUGUUUGGUUGGGAAGCUUCGUUUUUUAUUGAAAUCAAGAAUAAACCAUCAAAAGCAGUAAAGUUUCGACUGUUAUCUAACCUCCGCCCUGAGGAUAGCACGUUGCCAUUCAAUGGCGAUAUUCACAUUCAAAAUAACGAUAGUUUUCAUAACGAUGAUUUUCACGUGAACAGCAGCUCUCACGGUACUUUAACAAUGUUCUGUCGUAACAAAGAAAACUAUUAUGUAUUGACAUGCGCUCAUGUUGCGCGAAAUGAAAAUGAUGGGAACAAAUAUUUUUAUCAGCCACCCAACUGUAACAAAGAAAAACCACUUGCACUUGGUACUUUUCCCUGUAACACGAUCAAUAAAUAUAACAGUGAAGCAGAUAUCAUGUGUAUUCCAAUCGGUAAGAAAGAAGAUUUUCAGCGUCUCGGUGGAAAUGAAAUGAAGAGUCUUGCCUUGAAUUUGAAAGAAACAAAUGAAGAACUUUACGAAACGGCAAAAAGCAAGAAAGGAGUUGUGGAAGUGCGAACAAGUAAUCAAAUUACGGGCUAUAUAAGUGAGCGAAAUUUUUCUUUCAUUGACAAAAGUUCGAAAUUUAUUUUCAAAAAUGCUGUGAAAAUAAAAAGUCGUAAUCCAUUUCUGCAGAAUGGUGACUCAGGAAGUCUCGUUUAUUUCAAAGAUCGAGUAAAUGUUUGGCGGCCUUUUGCUUAUGCCGUGUGCAAGAUCGAUGAUGAUGAUAAUGGCGAUGAUGAUGUUUAUGAAUACGAUAAUUAUGAAGAUGCCGAGAAAUACUAUUUGUGUUUAAAAUUGGAUAAAGCUCUGAAGAUGCUUGAUUUUAAGAACUCUGAGUACUUUCACAACAAGUAUCUCGUAACAUGAAAGCUUAUUGCGAUAUUUUUAAAAUUGUUUUUAGUUUUGCACUCAGCUAUAUUAACCAGUCAUAGUAUCGAAUCUCAUGAUAAAUUAUUUUAAUUGAGAAACUGCAUUUUUGAAUGAAGAAACCGUUUUCUGUAAUAAUGAAAAUUUGCAAAAAUUGUAAGACAGUGUGUAAGACCAAUUGUAUGCAGGAGUAUUUUCUCCCAAAACUAUAAGCUUAUGAAUAACCGUAGUUUUCUAUAGUAAAUCUACAUAUAAAGUGAACCUAAGAAUAACUCAGUAAAAAACUAAAAAUUUCCACAAACUAUAGAGUCGUAAAACACAAUUUUGUGAGCUUUAAAAGAAUUGCAAUAUAUUUAGGUAAAAAACUGUGUCGCAACAUUUUUCGCAACAAAUUCCUAAUAAGAUCAAUAUAUUAGCUAUUUCAGUUUAAAACGGUUUUUAUCAGCAUGCAUCUGAUUCACUAAAACUAACUCUAGUCAUCUCCUAAGUUGAAUCUUUCUUUAGAUCAUUAACUGUUUACUUUAUAGAAAGAUUUGUUGAACAUGAAUUCAACAAUUCUAAUGUUUACGGUAUUUUUCAGAUACACAUCUACCCAAUAAUAAAUUUUAAAAUUUGA